Molecule: messenger RNA, 2172 nt
Organism: Danaus chrysippus (African queen)
Lineage: Eukaryota; Metazoa; Arthropoda; Insecta; Lepidoptera; Nymphalidae
Source: the annotation of a GenBank genome assembly
AUGUGCGAACCAGGAAUAAUAAGAAAACUUGACGAAGAAGUAGUCAAUCGUAUCGCAGCCGGCGAAAUAGUACAACGACCAGCAAAUGCUCUAAAAGAACUGAUAGAAAAUAGUUUAGAUGCCCAUUCUAAUAAUAUAAUAAUAACAGUAAAAGCCGGCGGCUUGAAGUAUCUACAGAUUCAAGACAAUGGCACAGGAAUUCGAAGCGACAACUUAGAUAUAGUCUGUGAGAGAUUUACUACAUCUAAAUUAAAGCAAUAUGAAGAUUUACAAGCUAUUAGUACCUAUGGAUUCCGCGGAGAAGCUUUGGCAAGCAUCAGUCAUAUUGCACAUUUGACUAUACUUACAAAAACUGCUAAUGAGAAAUGUGCUUAUAAGGCAUCUUACGAGAAUGGUAAAUUGAAAGGUCCAAUUAAGCCUUGCGCUGGUAACAAUGGCACCCAAAUUACUGUUGAAGAUCUGUUCUAUAAUGUGAUAGCUCGCAAACGAGCUUUAAGGAGUCCAAAUGAAGAAUACACACAUAUAAUGGAAGUAGUUGGGGGGUAUGCCAUACAUAAUAGUCAUGUUGGUUUCACAUUGAAGAAAUUUGGUGAAAAUACAGACAUCAAAACACCUAUAAAAUCUAGUGUUAUUGAUAAUGUGAGAAUUAUACAUGGCAACACAAUAGCACGCGAAUUGUUAGAAAUAGAGUAUUGUGAUCCCAAAUUGCAUUUAAAACUUAACGGAUACAUAACAAACGUUAACUACUCACACAAAAAAGGGGCAAUGCUUCUAUUUAUAAACCAUAGAUUAGUAGACUCUAUAUCCAUUCGCAAAGCCGUGGAUUCUGUAUAUGCUACGUAUUUACCGAAAAACGCCCACUCGUUUGUCUAUCUGAGUAUCGAAUUAGAUCCCAAAAACGUCGAUGUGAAUGUACAUCCAACGAAACAUGAAGUACAAUUUCUUUACGAGGAACAAAUCAUAGAGAAAAUCAAGAAUACAAUUGAGAAGAAACUUCUUAGUUGUAAUUCAUCUAGAGUUAUGUAUACACAGGCUCGCUUGCCCGGUGCAACUAUGGUUGAGGAAAUUAUCAAAAAAACAACAGACGGUGCAAAAGUAUACGCAAAAGAUUUAGUACGAGUUGAUUCGGAUGCUCAGAAAAUAGAUAAAUUCUUCAAAGUAACUACAGUAGAUAAGUCAGAAGAAAAUAAAACAAAUGAAAUAAGAAAUGAAAUUAUUAAUAAAGAUAUUAAAGAAAUUAAUGAAGUAACAGAAACCAUUGAAAUUGUUGAUAAUAAUGAAGUUAUUGAUGAAGCAGAUGAUAUAAUUAAUAAUUCUCUCGUAUCAGAACCAAAUGAAAUAAAGACAAAGAAAUAUAAAACAGCUAUUAAUAGCAAUGUUACGUACAUAGAUCCUAAGGAAUCAUUUAAAACAAGGACUUUUCAAUAUCAGAGAGUUGAAACUAAGUUGACUAGUGUACAUCAAUUGAGAUUAGACGUUGAAAACAAAUGUAAUAUGAAUUUGAGGGAGAUUUUAGCAAAUCUUAUUUUUAUAGCCUGCAUUGACUGUGAGCGGUCUUUGAUACAACACUCGACUAAGCUUUAUUUAUGUGAUACUACUAGAUUGACAGAGGAAUUAUUCUACGAAACUAUUCUCUAUGAUUUCCAAAAUCUUGGUUUAAUUAAAUUGUCGAAUCCAUUGCCAUUAGAGGAACUUUUAAUACUAGGACUUGAUUCACACGAAGAGCAGUGGGACGAUGAAUUAGGUGAUAUGCGAGAAAUGGCUGCUCAGAUGACAAAAUUACUUAUAAGCAAAGGUCCAAUGUUAUAUGAAUAUUUUUCGUUGGAAAUUAAUAACAAAGGGGAAUUAUUGUCUUUACCUUUGCUAUUGGACGGUCACACGCCAUUCAUGGGAGCAUUGCCAGUGUAUUUAGUUAGGCUUGUAACAGAAGUCAACUGGGGCUCAGAAAAGGAAUGUUUCGAUACGUUCAGUCGACAGACAGCCAUAUUUUAUUCACAACCAAACAGAGAUCCAUCUGAAGACAUAUUUAAGGCCGAGUCUUGGAAACAGGAGCAUAUAAUAUUUCCAGCUAUAAGAAGAAAUUUCUUACCGCCUAACAGUUUCGUCAGUAACGGAUCUAUAUUACAAAUAGCUAAUUUAUGCGACCUCUAUAAAGUGUUUGAGCGUUGUUAA